AUGAAGCCCAGCAUGAGAACCAACAUAAGGCCUAGCAUGAGUUCCAUUAUAGCACAAAACCAAGCACAUGAGACCCAGCAUGAGAUCCAGUAUGGGUCACAAAAUAAGGCCCAGCAUGACUUCCCACAUUUGACCCAGCAUGAGACUCAACAUAAGGCCCAGCAUGAGAUACAACAUGAAGCUCAGCAUGAGAUCCAACAUAAGGCCCAACAUGAUAUCCAACAUAAGACCCAGCAUGAGACCAAACAUAGGACCAGCAGGAGGUCAAACAUAAGGCCCAGCAUGAUAUCCAACAUAAGGCCCAGCAUGAUAUCCAACAUAAGGCCCAGCAUGAUAUCCAACAUAAGGACUAGCAUGAGAUCCAACAAAAGGCCCAACAUGAUAUCCAACAUAAGCCCAGCCCAGCAUGAGAUCCAACAUAAGGCCCAGCAUGAGAUCCAACAUGAAGCCCAGCAUGAGAUCCAACAUGAAGCCCAGCCUGAGAUCCAACAUGAAGCCCAGCAUGAGACCCAACAUGAAGCCCAGCCUGAGAUCCAACAUAAGGCCCAGCAUGAGAUCCAACAUGAAGCCCAGCCUGAGAUCCAACAUGAAGCCCAGCCUGAGAUCCAACAUGAAGCCCAGCCUGAGAUCCAACAUGAAGCCCAGCAUGAGAUCCAACAUAAAGCCCAGCAUGAGACCCAACAUAAGGCCCAGCAUGAGAUCCAACAUGAAGCCCAGCAUGAGAUCCAACAUAAAGCCCAGCAUGAGACCCAACAUGAAGCCCAGCAUGAGACCCAACAUGAAGCCCAGCAUGAGAUCCAACAUGAAGCCCAGCCUGAGAUCCAACAUGAAGCCCAGCCUGAGAUCCAACAUGAAGCCCAGCAUGAGAUCCAACAUAAAGCCCAGCAUGAGACCCAACAUAAGGCCCAGCAUGAGAUCCAACAUAAGGCCCAGCAUGAGAUCCAACAUGAAGCCCAGCCUGAGAUCCAACAUGAAGCCCAGCAUGAGAUCCAACAUAAAGCCCAGCAUGAGACCCAACAUAAGGCCCAGCAUGAGAUCCAACAUAAGGCCCAGCAUGAGAUCCAACAUGAAGCCCAGCAUGAGACCCAACAUAAAGCCCAGCAUAUGAUCCAACAAGAAGCCCAGCAUGAGACCCAACAUAAAGCCCAGCAUGAGAUCCAGCACGAAGUCCAGCAUGAGAUCCAACAUAAAGCCCAGCAUGAGAUCCAACAUGAAGCCCAACAUGAGACCCAACAUAAAGCCCAGCAUAUGAUCCAACAAGAAGCCCAGCAUGAGACCCAACAUAAAGCCCAGCAUGAGACCCAACAUGAAGCCCAACAUGAGACCCAACAUAAGGCCCAUUAA
Molecule: messenger RNA, 1344 nt
Organism: Mya arenaria
Lineage: Eukaryota; Metazoa; Mollusca; Bivalvia; Myida; Myidae
Product: putative mediator of RNA polymerase II transcription subunit 26
Exons: 2
Coding region: 1-1344 (447 amino acids)
Source: RefSeq, a predicted model, not a curated record